Messenger RNA from Corchorus capsularis, 2517 nucleotides. Lineage: Eukaryota; Viridiplantae; Streptophyta; Magnoliopsida; Malvales; Malvaceae. The record is from the annotation of a GenBank genome assembly.
AUGUCAUGUAUAUAUGGACAUCCUGAGCUACAAAAAAGGCAAGAUGUAUGGAAUCAAGUCAUUCAGUUUAGCACAUCAAUACCAGAAAAUGAAAAUUGGCUUAUAUUGGGUGACUUUAACCAAGUCUUAUCUUCUUCGGACAAACUUUCAAAUACUUCACACAGCUUGCAAGGGGCUGAAUCGUUGAGAGAAUGUUUAGACAUCUGCAAUCCAAGUGAAGUUGCAGCAAAGGGACAACAUUUUACCUGGACUAGUAAUCGGGAAGAAGAAAUCAUUACCUGGGAAAGACUAGAUCGGGCGUUUGCAAAUCCAGCUUGGUUUAGGAGCUUCUCGGAUGCAGUGCUUACUAAUUUACCCUUAACAGUGAGUGACCAUGGGCUUAUGAUUCUGCAACUGGAAAAAAGUGAACAUUUUAGGAGAAGGCCAUAUAGAUUUGAAUGGAUGUGGACAACACAUCCAGGAUGUAAAGAAGAAAUAAAAAAAGCUUGGAAUCAACAACAUCAAGGGUCAGCAGCCUACCAGUUGGUUCAGAAACUAAAAUGCUCACGUGAUGGUUUAAGAAGAUGGAAUAAGAAUACCUUUGGUAACCUACGUUUUAGGAGAAGAAAAAUGGAAGAAAGAUUAGCCGCUUUACAAGGAGAUCUUAUGAACAUGGAGAGCAGAAAUGAAGAGAAAGUACUGAGAAAUGAACUGGAGAUGAUAAUGGAACAAGAACAAAUGCAUUGGAUGCAGAAGUCCAGAGAGAAUUGGAUCAUUCAUAGUGAUAGGAAUACAAAGUACUAUCACACGUUGACAAAGAAAAGAAGAAUGAGAAAUAGGAUUUUAUCAAUUAAAAAUGGAAGAGGUGAAACAUUAGAAGAUAUCAAGGAGAUAGAAGAUGAAUUUCUCAAAGAAUAUGGAAAAUGCUAUGAGGAAGUUAGACAGGCCGCAUUCCAGCUAGGUCCAAUGAAAGCCCCAGGAGUGGAUGGAAAGCCUGCUACUUUCUACCAACAAUAUUGGGAUGUGGUCGGAAAUUUAACAACCCAAUCUGCUUUUGAUUUUUUGAACAAUGGGCAUAUUUUGAAAGAAUUGAACAAAACCUUGAUUGCAUUGAUACCAAAGAAGAAGGAUCCAUCAGUGGUGAAUGACUAUAGGCCCAUAAGCCUCUGCAAUGUGGCCUAUAAGAUUAUUUCGAGAGUCCUUGUGAACAGAAUGAAGGAAGUACUCAAUGAGGUAAUUUCUCCAUUUCAAUCUGCUUUUAUAAAAGGGAGAGCUAUAUCUGACAAUGUCAUAAUAGCCGGGGAAAUCAUUGAAACCAUUAGAAAGCGAGAGAACGGAAAAGGGAUCCUAGGGGCACUUAAACUCGACAUGAACAAGGCGUAUGAUAGAGUUAGUUGGCUUUUCCUUGAGACUGUGAUGGAAUCCAUGGGUUUUAAUGGACAUUGGAUCCAAGUCAUUAAAGAGAAGGUUAGAGAUCUUAUUCAGAACUUCUGUUACCUAUUAGGGCAGAAAGUCAAUUACUCCAAGUCUGAUCUAAUGGUAAGCCCCAACUACCCUCAGAGACAUAAGAGAUGGUUCAAAGGAAUACUGAAAGUGAAUCUCACUCAGAACCCGGAGCCUCAGGAGAAAGAGAAGUUGAAGGAAAAUGAAACCUCCUGCUUUGGAGGGGAAGACAAACUAGUUUGGAAAGCUGAACCAAAUGGGCAAUUCUCUGUCAAAGCUGCCUACAAAAUGGUUAGUGGAAAUCAUGGUAACGAGCACACUACUAGGGAUGAAGUAUGGUUUGCAUCAACCCUCACCCUGAGAGUGGAGAACUUUAUCAACAUAAAUUGGAUUGAAUGGAUUGCAACUUGGCUGGACAAAAAUGGAGCGCAAGAUGAUGAAAUGCAGUGGUUCACAAAUGAAUUGGUCCUCAACCUAUGGUACAUAUGGGUCCAGAGAAACGAGGUAAUCUUUCAGGGAUUGAACCCAAACCCCAUAGCAGUGAUUCACAAAGUUAAACACACAAGUUCAUGGAUACAAUCGGCCUAUAAAAACAACCAGGAAACCAACGAAAGAAUGAAGAGAAACAAGCUGGAAAUAAGAGUGCCGAUUGUUAUCAAUGGGGGCUAUCCACUUUUGCCGACGAACGGAUGGAUUGUCUGGGUGGACCUAAGAAAACGACAAGGAGCAAAUUGGUUCGGAGCUAGUAUGCUAGCAAGGGACUCACAAGGCAACACUAUUUUGUUAAGUAAGAGCAUUCAAGCAAAAGAGGCAUGGUUGGCGAGACUGAAGCUGGCACGGUUGGCGUACCAAAGAUUGAGAGAAUGUGGAGCUGAGGAAGUCCAUUUCCAGAAUGGUGACAAGAGAUGGAUAAAUGCGCUGAUAGCAAGGACAUGUGUUACUUGGCAAAAGCAACUACUGUUGGAGGAUAUCAAGAAGUUGAGCAAGGAAUUCAAGUUGAUAGCAUUUUGCAGGGGUCGUCAUCCACUAGCAAAAGAAGCAAGGAAGAUGGCAGAACAAGCGGCUAGAGCGUGGAUCUCAUACUCAUGGCCUUGA